Lodderomyces margitis is the source of this 936-nucleotide messenger RNA. It is a transcript of the gene MAK16, whose product is annotated as ribosome biosynthesis protein. Gene Ontology annotation, cellular component: nucleolus; preribosome, large subunit precursor. Bases 1 to 936 code for a protein of 311 amino acids. Lineage: Eukaryota; Fungi; Ascomycota; Pichiomycetes; Serinales; Debaryomycetaceae. The transcript has a single exon. Gene Ontology annotation, biological process: maturation of 5.8S rRNA; maturation of LSU-rRNA. The record is from RefSeq and is a predicted model, not a curated record.
AUGUCAGACGAAGUUAUUUGGCAAGUGAUCAAUCAUCAAUUUUGUGCUUUCAAAUUAAAGACUGAGAAGCAGAAUUUCUGCCGGAAUGAAUAUAACGUUAGUGGGUUGUGUACGAGGCAAUCAUGUCCCUUGGCUAAUGCUCGAUACGCCACAGUUAAAAACGUGGGAGGGAAAUUGUACCUAUAUAUGAAAACCGCAGAAAGAGCACAUAUGCCUAAUAGAUGGUGGGAAAGAAUUAAGCUUUCAAAGAAUUACAAUAAAGCAUUAGCACAAAUUGACCAUCAUUUACAGUAUUGGCAAAAGUUUUUGCAACACAAGUGUAAGCAAAGAUUGACGAGAUUGACACAAGUGGCCAUUACAGAAAGACGAUUAGCAUUAAAUGAAGAAGAAAGACACUUGGUUGGAGUUAAGCCCAAGUUGAAAAGAAGAGAAGAGAAUAGAGAAAGAAAAGCAUUAGCAGCCGCCAAGAUUGAAAAGGCAAUUGAAAAGGAGUUGUUAGAGAGGUUGAAAAGUGGUGCAUAUGGAGAUAAGCCAUUGAAUGUAGAUGAAAACAUAUGGAAAAAAGUAUUGGGUAAAGUUGAUGAGGUUGAUCAGGAGGAAGAAUUUGACGAUGACGAGGACGAGGAUGUUGAGCUUGAAAGUGAAGAGGAGGAGGAUGAAGACGAUAUGGGAGAGAUUGAAUAUGUUGAAGAUUCAGGUGAUGAUGAUUUGGUUGAUAUGGAAGAUUUAGAAAAGUGGUUGGACGAUUCCUCAGCUAAUGAAAGCGAAAGUGAAGAUGAGAGUGAGGAUGAGAGUGAGGAAGAAGCAGGCGAAGGAAGCUCAAAGAAGAGAAAGGCAGACGACACAAAGUCCAAACUGAAGAAGAAGAAGAGAAAGCCAAGAGUCGAGAUUGAGUAUGAGGAAGAAGAACCAAUACAAACUAAUAUAGCCGUUUAG